UGCACCGGAAGAGUUUAAAUGUUGCACAGGGCUGUGUUACAUGACCGAGCACGGCUGGUUAGAAAACUGUUGAGGUUGUAUGGAGUAAGAUGACCGUUGGUCCGAGAUGUCUCCAACAGCAGGACGAGUUGUCAGUGGUCUGAGCCGAAGGAUCCUCAGCAGCGGACCGUUGAUGAAAAACGCGCCAGCCACCGUGGGUGCGAGGUUCCUAGCGUUGAGUUCUCAGGCAAGAUCAAAACCCUCUGAAGAAGAUGAAGUGGUCAAAAGCGAGCCCAUUAAAUUCUCCACCAGUAAAGCCAGUCACAGGACCUGGAAAGUGGACCGCUCCAUGGGCAGCCAGUAUGAGAGGCCUUGGUGGAAAGUGGUUCCCAUCAGCCUCGGCUUGACUGCUUUUCUGCUGUGGUGCGCCCUGAGGGAGGAGACGGACGUUGACGCACAGCUGGAGAAGCGGCUGUAUGAACAUUUACCCAGUUUGGUUUCAGAUGAAUCAGAAGAUGGAAAGUGACAUUUGAAAUAAGUGACAUGAGUCUCGUUUUUUGAGAUAUUUAUUCAGACCUCAUGAAAGUUGUGUAGAUUGAUCAAUACAAGUGUGCCCGUCCUUUGCUCCAAAUGAAAGAUUUGUCAUGCAUUUGCCAUUAACUUGAAUUAAAAUUUUGUUUUGGAAUGGAUGUAUUUUAAAACAAAUACAGGUUCCUGCUUUUUCAAGCUGAAAUGGUUUAGAUUCACAUUGAAUAUAUGCCACUUCAGGAGUUUUGAUGCAAGAACUCAAUACCCCUGAACCAUAAGCGCAUGCGGAACAGUAACCUUUAUAUGAAAAUCAUACCACUUUCCAAACGGAAUCCUAACCAUGGGUGAAAUUUGUUUUACAGCUUAUAAUCCUGUUUUUAAAUGACCACAGAUACAAGGUCAAAUCUGUUUUUUAUUUAAUCAGUUCUGUUACCAGGGGACACCUCAGAACAAGUCGAGUACGCUGAUGUGAUUUGUAAAAGGUAAUUUGGAAUAUGUGGCAGCUCUAUUCAAUGUAGGUUUGGUUUUGCCAGUGUAUACGCCAGCCCAU
Molecule: messenger RNA, 1057 nt
Organism: Cyprinodon variegatus (sheepshead minnow)
Lineage: Eukaryota; Metazoa; Chordata; Actinopteri; Cyprinodontiformes; Cyprinodontidae
Gene: uqcc4
Product: chromosome unknown open reading frame, human C16orf91
Exons: 2
Coding region: 107-505 (132 amino acids)
Source: RefSeq, a predicted model, not a curated record